Molecule: messenger RNA, 1119 nt
Organism: Calypte anna (Anna's hummingbird)
Lineage: Eukaryota; Metazoa; Chordata; Aves; Apodiformes; Trochilidae
Gene: LSM6
Product: LSM6 homolog, U6 small nuclear RNA and mRNA degradation associated
Exons: 4
Coding region: 102-344 (80 amino acids)
Biological process (GO): mRNA splicing, via spliceosome; maturation of SSU-rRNA
Cellular component (GO): nucleolus; P-body; U6 snRNP
Molecular function (GO): RNA binding
Source: RefSeq, a predicted model, not a curated record
GGCACGGUUUGUCCCUGCCGCCGCGCCGUAGCGGGGCGGAGCUGACGGGCGGAGGCGCCGGGCAGGGGCGCAGCGGCGGAGGCUUACCAGAGAAGAUCAAAAUGAGUCUACGGAAGCAAACCCCUAGUGACUUCCUAAAACAAAUCAUUGGAAGGCCAGUUGUUGUAAAAUUAAAUUCUGGAGUUGAUUAUCGAGGUGUCCUGGCUUGCCUGGAUGGAUAUAUGAACAUAGCUCUGGAGCAGACAGAAGAAUAUGUAAAUGGACAAUUAAAGAACAAGUAUGGGGACGCAUUCAUCCGAGGAAAUAAUGUAUUGUACAUAAGCACACAGAAGAGGAGGAUGUGAGGAUGCCAGAAAGAAGCUUUAUUGUACCUGUGAACCUCUUCAGAGUGAUGAGCCCUACUGGAUUUUUAGUUAAUAAUUCACAGAUGAAAUUCACAAGUGUUUAAGUAUUUUUUUAAAUAAAUGUAAAACAGUGUAAACUUCCUAAAUGUUUUUGUUUCAAAGUGUUGCUUUGUUCCAGUGUACCAGAAGAAAUAAAAGUGAAGCAUAUGAUAGUGCCUCAGGAGUAAUUAAAUGCAACAGCUCGUUUAAUUAUCCAAACAGUUACAAAAAUACUGAUAGAAAGGUAAACAGGUCUGGAGUAAUUGCAAAUCACAGCCUUGUACUGAUGGCAAAAAAGUAAUUUAACUGAUGUUGGGAAGGGAAAUACUAAUGUUUUAGUGACAAUGACCUGUCCCUUUUGGGAGGCACGGGGUCAGCUUUAAAUGCCAAGGUAGUAAAAGUCAUUGGGUAAAAAAAGUUCAGCUGUGCAAAAAAUCUUGAAUUGCGGAUUGAGUUGGUCACACUUCAAUAGUUAGGGGUGGGGAGAGAACUGAAUCAGAUUUAAGAAAAGCUCUAAGGGUGAAAAGAAAGCUUUGUGCCAGUUUGAGGAAGUCACUCACUGAUGAAGAGCUCUCAGUUGGUGUACCAACACAGAUGGCAGCUGCUCCACCUCCUGCCUCUGCCUCCCACCCUACCUCAGCUUGCAGUGUUGCAGGAUUUGCAUUAAAGAUAAGCUAUGGUAAUUCAUGUUCAAAUUUUAAAAGCAACAAAAUAAAUGAAAUGUUUGAUUCCUACA